UCUGUGCCAGCGGAACCAGUCAGCCAGCUGCUGGGGGGACAUUCCUGUCUGUUUUUAACUACUUCAACCCACAGACACUGGCGACGAUUGACGCCGUGCCUGAGCUGGUUUUGAGGCAUUUCCCGGUCCAGACCAGCAGGGUUCAGGAGGAUGACGAGGCUCGCUGCUCCUGUCAGAGCUCAGUCAAACUUUUGUGCGUAAACAGAGCGGAGCUUCGCGCACAGAGGAGGAGAGGUGGGCGCAGGAGCCGGAGACGAUGGCACACUUUGACUAAACGACCAGGACUGGAAAACGUUAUGGCUGUGGACGCUGCAUCCAGUUUCAGUUUCUGCAGGCCAGCUGUAGAGUAUAGGGCUUUACCGGAAGACUUCAAGCACCAGCUGAGUCGACGGACAGGUGGGAACCUAACCUGGCACGACGGACGUGGACAGAAAACAGCAGGAGGCAGAACAGUGAAGUUACUGCAGCAGCCGGGUACAGAGGCCCUACAGUAUCAUUCCAGUGACAGCUAUGGGAUAUAUCACACAAGCCCGACACAGCCCAGCCUGAUUCGUCCCGUUGUGCUUUGGUCGCAGCAAGAUGUUUGUAAAUGGCUGAAGAAACACUGUCCUCACAAUUACCUGACCUACGUUGAAGCAUUCUCCCAUCACGCCAUCACAGGUCGUGCACUGUUGCGACUGAACGGGGAGAAAUUAGAGAGGAUGGGUUUGGUUCAAGAGACUCUUCGGCAGGAGCUGCUGCAGCAGGUACUUCAGCUUCAGGUACAGGAGGAAGGACGAAACCUGCAGCUGCUCAGCAGAGGUUCUUUUGGAAAUAUAUCAUAGCAAGGGUUGGUCCUGCUGGAAGAACACUGGAAUCACUGAAUAUUUACUCAAAUGUGAAUCAGAGUUGUUGGAUUGUACGCCCAGUGAGGUCAAAGUAUUGUUUCCUCCAGCCAUGUCUAGGACUAUUGUUACAUGGAAGUUGGCAGCUUUUCAUUUCUACUCUACACAAAAAAACAGACAUGUCUGUGUGGAUAUGACAAACUCUGCGGACUGUUAGAAAAGCAUUGUGACAAUCUGUUUUGUCAACGCUGUCUAUGCCGUUAUUAAUUAUUUCUCUUUCUGUCUCUGCUUAUUUCUUUGUGUGUGCCAUUUUUUUAUUGCCAGAAAAAAAUAAAUUGAUAAAAAUGACAAAACAUC
This is a messenger RNA of Sphaeramia orbicularis (orbiculate cardinalfish), 1181 nucleotides long. It is a transcript of the gene samd10a, whose product is annotated as sterile alpha motif domain containing 10a. Bases 297 to 824 code for a protein of 175 amino acids. Gene Ontology annotation, cellular component: cytoplasmic side of plasma membrane. NCBI's taxonomy places the organism in Eukaryota, Metazoa, Chordata, Actinopteri, Kurtiformes, Apogonidae. Gene Ontology annotation, molecular function: protein binding. The record is from RefSeq and is a predicted model, not a curated record. The transcript has 5 exons. Gene Ontology annotation, biological process: cell surface receptor protein tyrosine kinase signaling pathway.